Melanotaenia boesemani (Boeseman's rainbowfish) is the source of this 666-nucleotide messenger RNA. RefSeq names its product ribosomal protein S10 (gene rps10). The transcript is spliced from 6 exons. The record is from RefSeq and is a predicted model, not a curated record. Bases 125 to 625 code for a protein of 166 amino acids. Gene Ontology annotation, cellular component: cytosolic small ribosomal subunit. Lineage: Eukaryota; Metazoa; Chordata; Actinopteri; Atheriniformes; Melanotaeniidae. Gene Ontology annotation, molecular function: structural constituent of ribosome; RNA binding.
UAUUUUGCGGAUCCCACCACACCAGCAGGGGGCGACACUAACCGCAGGCUCGCGUCGAGAGGGUAACUUUUCCUGAUUGGCGCACGUCGUUCCUUCCGGCUCCGGUCCCCAAUCUAGUGGAAAGAUGCUGAUGCCCAAGAAAAACCGCAUUGCUAUCUAUGAGCUCCUCUUUAAAGAGGGAGUCAUGGUAGCAAAAAAAGAUGUCCACCUGGCCAAGCAUCCAGAGCUUGCUGACAAGAAUGUGCCCAACCUUCAUGUGAUGAAAGCGAUGCAGUCUCUGAAGUCCUGUGGGUAUGUCAAGGAGCAAUUUGCCUGGCGUCAUUUUUACUGGUACCUCACCAAUGAGGGUAUCCAGUACCUGAGAGACUUCCUCCACCUUCCUCCUGAGAUUGUGCCCGCCACCCUGCGCCGCCAGACCCGCCCUGAGACCGCAAGGCCAAGGCCCAAGGGAAUGGAGGGAGAGAGACCUGCCCGCCUUAACCGUGGGGAAGCUGACAGAGAUGCUUACAGGCGAUCUGCUGCACCCCCUGGUGCUGAUAAGAAAGCAGAAGCCGGUGCUGGAGCUGCCACAGAGUUCCAGUUUAGGGGUGGCUUUGGACGCGGCAGAGGACAGCAGCCUCAGUAAACUUUAUUAUCUGUUUCUGUACAAUAAAAACAAACAACACA